This is a messenger RNA of Plasmodium relictum, 2376 nucleotides long. RefSeq names its product conserved Plasmodium protein, unknown function. NCBI's taxonomy places the organism in Eukaryota, Apicomplexa, Aconoidasida, Haemosporida, Plasmodiidae. The transcript is spliced from 3 exons. The record is from RefSeq and is a predicted model, not a curated record. The coding region runs from base 1 to 2376 and encodes 791 amino acids.
AUGAUUUUAAACAAAGAUUAUUUAUCAGACAUAGACAAUUCAACAAGUAAAAAUCAUAUAAAUAUGACAAGUAUAUCUUCUAGUAGAAAUAAUAAAGUAAAUAAAGAAUUUAACUCUGAAAUGGACACUCUCAUAGAAUUAAUAGAUAAUUCUAGAAAUAAAAUCUCUCUGUUAGAAUCUCAAAAUAAAAAUAAGAAAAAAGAAGUAGAAAGUGAAUAUAUUUUUUUAAAAAAAAUAGGAGAUGUUUGUAAGAGAAGUUGCGAUUAUUAUUAUAAAACAAAUAUAAACUUUCAUGAAUCCUGUGAAAACUUUAACAUUCUUUUUAAAAUAUUUAGUGAUUCUUUAGUAAAGAUAAAAAAGAGAAAUGAAGAUGCAGAAAAAACUGAAGAAAUUUUAAAAAAUUAUGAAGAAAAUGAAUUAAUAAAUCUGAAGGAAAAAGAGGAAAUCAAUGAAAAAAUAAAAAAAGAAUUAAAAGAAUUGAUAAAUGAUAUAAAUUUUAUGAACAAUGAAUCUUUAAAUAUAACUAAUAAAAUAAAAGAAAUAGAUUAUCAGAUUAAUCAACAUAAAGAAGCAUUUGAAUCAUUUAACAUUUUAACCAAUUUAAAUUAUGAAAAAAUUAAUAUAUUGGAAAAUGACUUUAAAAGAAUAUGUGAUGAAAAAGAAAGCAUAAUAAAUAAUAUCAAUGAGAAUAAGGAUAAAAUAAAAAUAUGUAGACAAAAUUUAAUUGAUCAAAAAAAGGAAUUGGAUGGAAAAAAUGAUACAUUAAUUUUAAGUGAAAAAGAAUUAAAAUUUCAAAAAGAAAAUUUAAUAAUCAAGAAAAAUGAAAUAGAAUCUAAUAACUCAAGGGUAGAAUCACAAUUACAAUUUUUAGAAAAUCAAAUAUCAUCUCAAGAAUAUUAUUUAAAUGUAAUUAAUACUGGUUUAAAUAACACACUAAAUACAAAAAAAGAAUUAGAAGAAAACGCAGAAAAUAUUCAAAAGGAAAUAAAUAUUUUAGUAUGUUCUUUAAAAGAAACAGAAGAAGAAAAAAGAAAAGAGAAUAAUAAAUUUAAUGAAUUAAAAAUAAAAGUAGAUGAAUUAGGAAAUGAGUUCAAAGUAAAAGAGAAAGAAUUAACUGAACUAAAAAAUGAAGAAAGAAUUUUAAAUGAUAAAAUUGAAAAUGAAAGAAAAAAGUUAAAUCAAAAUAUGUUAAGUGAUUUGAAUAAAGAGAAAAAUAUUAUAGAAGAAGAAAUUAACAAUUAUAAAGAAGAAAUUAACAACUUAAUUUUAAAUGAAAAAAAUAAAAUGGAUAACGCUUUAAUUGAUAUUGAUGUGAACUGUACUGAUAAUAAAAACUUCCUAAGUCACUUAGAAGCUAUUUUAGAAAAGAUGAAAGUGAAAAUUAAAGAAGAACAGGAUGAUCAAUGGAAAAGGGAUAGAGAAAUACAAAAUAUAAAUGUGAGAAUUCAGGAAUUAAUAGAAAAAUUAGAUGAAGAAAAAAAAAAAAAAAAUGAAAUAGAUGAAUUUAUAAAUUCAAAAAGGGAAGAAUUAAUAGAACUUAAGAAUAAAGAAGAAGAUGUUGAAAAAUGUUUAUCAGAUAUUAAAGAAGAAAUGAAAGAUAUGAAAUUCAAUUAUGAAAAGGAAGAUAAUGAAAAUAAAGAAAUGGAGAAAAGUUUGAAAGCAAUUUACAAAAAAACAGAAUCAAAAAUUAUGCAACUACAUAAAGACUAUGAUGAAAAAACGAAAAGUUUAUAUAACUCUAAAGAUUAUAAAAUAGAUAUAAAUUCCAAAGAAAAAAAAAAAAUGAAAGAAGAAAUAAGUGAAUAUUCUGAAAAAAUUAAGAAAGAGUAUGAUUUAAAAAAAGUAGACUUUGAAAAAGAUGAAAAAGAAAAAAAUGAUAAAGAAAACAAAGAACUUGAUGAAGAAUUAAAAAAAAAAAAUGAUUUGAUAAAUUAUUAUAAAGAACUAUUAAGUAAGCAUAAGGAAAAUGAAAAUGAUAAGAAAAAUUUAGAAGAUAAUAAAGGAAAUGAUAUACAGAAUAAUAAUUCUAAAAAAAAGGAAAAUACUAUAUCAUAUCAAAAGAGUAAUUCUUAUAGUAAUUUAAAUAAAUAUAAAUUAUUUACAGUUUCUGAUCAAUAUAAAUUUGGUUAUUUUGAUGUAACAUCCCCUGGAGUUAUAAGAAAAGGCAUUAAAAUUCAAAACCGUUCGGUGAAAUCACCACAUAUAACAAGAUUACUUGAAAAAAUAAAGAAUCGAAAAGAAUGCCAAACAUUAAUAGGCUCUAAAAAGACACCAUUGUAUCAAGUUAAUAGUAAUAAUAAUAAUAGUAAUAAAAUAUUUUCUAAAAUAAAAACAUCAAAAAAUAAUAAUUCUUUUGAUUUAUUUCAACACUUAUAA